Molecule: messenger RNA, 1315 nt
Organism: Poecilia latipinna (sailfin molly)
Lineage: Eukaryota; Metazoa; Chordata; Actinopteri; Cyprinodontiformes; Poeciliidae
Gene: fam89b
Product: family with sequence similarity 89 member B
Exons: 2
Coding region: 453-866 (137 amino acids)
Source: RefSeq, a predicted model, not a curated record
UCUACUGGUAAGUUGCAAGAUUUUCCUUCCAAACAUUUAAAAUGUGUGGAAGACCCACUUGCUGUUUCCGGAUUUUAAGCAUGUUGCUCUCUACAUCAUCGUCAGAAGAAGUAGUUGCAUCCACAUCAAGUGCAGGAACUAUUUAAUUAGGUCGUUUAAAACAGAAUCAGUUUCCCUUUGUAGCAAACAACGAUGCGGGGUUUUGUUUUGUCCGGGUGUAGGAGUGGGGAGGUGGGGGCUGUGAGUGAACGCCCCUUCUUUGACACAAAGAGCAGGAUGCAAAACAAAGCCUGGAAGCUUCAUAUUCUUUCUGCAGCCAAAAAUCCCUUGUCUCCCGUCUGAAUCCAGGAAGAUGAUCUCAUUUUCUUUGAGUAAACAGCGCCUUUGUGUGAGCAGCUGAUCCUGAGAGGUUUUGAUAGCGUAAAAUCCACUUUUACUGAGGAAAAAGUGUCAUGGACGGGAGUUUAAGCAGAGCCGACUAUCGGGUUGGUGCCGCCGUGUUCGCCGCAGAGGGUCUGCCGCCGCUGCCUAAGAGCCUGAGCGGGAUCCUGAACUCCAGCGGCGGGUCGUGGAGGGACAUGCAGAAGAUGCACAGCAAGAGGAGCCGCAUCCAAGCCGAGAUCAGCUGCAGAGGAGGCAGAGAGGCGGCUGCUGCCAAGCCCGGUGGACUGGGCGCUGCGCUGGCGCUGCUGCGCAAAGAGAUGGUGGGUCUACGUCAGCUCGACAUGUCUCUGCUCUGCCAGCUGUGGUCUCUCCAUGAGGCCAUCCAGGAAUGCAAGGGCGAAGCCUCCAUCACCCCUGAUAACGGAUACUCUGAGGAUGAAGAGGAGGAGGAGGAAGAGGUUGAGGAUGAUGAAGAAGAAUGAGGAUAAAGCACAAAAUUCUUCUCAGCCUGCUCUCAGAAAUUCCUUUCAUUUUCACUAGUAAAUAUGAACACAUGGACCAAUCGUGAAAAGAGACCCUGUUUUUAAUUUAUGUUUUAAUUUAUCUCAUGUUGUACCUGUUUAUCCGGCACAUUUUGCUCAGUAAGAAAACAUUCGAUGCUUGUUUUGUAGAAAAGCAGUUAACUAAAAAAUGUUUUAUGAGAUCGCUGUUAUGCUUAUGUUAACUUUAAGCACAUUAAUGUGGCUUUUAUUAUUUUCUUAAAGGUUAGUUUUGUUUGCCCAUCACACAUCAUUCAUAUCAUACAUAUAUAAUAUGAAUGAUCAUAUCAUCAUUCAUAUCAAACAUAUAACCUUAUGGGCUUGAGAAAGAAUUUAAGUACACCUUUAUUUGAACUUUUAUGCCUGAUUUAAUAAAUUAUUAUUUUUCAUCA